CCUGGCUCCCACUCCACCAGUAGCUCGUCUUCCCCUUCUAUCUCUAUUCGUGCAUGAGAACAUGCAAUGGAGGUGGUUCUCGCCGGAGGCGGAGGGAGUUGAAGAGAGGAAGACAUCCACCGCGUCCCCAUCCUUCUCAUCCACGACUGUCGUGUGAGGUCGAGCGGGCGAAGCGGGUGGCUGUGGGAGAACUAAGAUGCCGCGCACCGGCAAGCAAUGUCUCCCUCGCCCCUGAGCCGUGGCGCAUAACCGUCCCAUCCACCCGACGGAUUGAGCACGAGUGGUGCUGCCAUGGUCUCCCUUGCCUCUUCUCCACCGCCCAACGCCGCCAGAUCCCCCGCCCCUGAUCACCAUCAGCAACACAUGCAGGAUCUAGGAGCUACUUGGACUUGGAGCAGCAAGUCAUGCCGAUGUGGGAAUCAAAGUCUUGUUCGUGUGGAGAAUGGAGUCAAGGCCCGUAGACAAGAUGAUGGCAAUGUGGUUGAUGGAGAAGAAAAGGAGGAAGAGGGCCCUGGCUUACUUUCCCCAUGGUAUAUUGCUUUUAGUGAUGCGAUGGCGAUUGUGCAUAACUCGGGUUCUGUCGGCGCAAUCUCCUCUGGCCUCAAUGCCGUUAUGUCUGAUUUUUACCAUCGCAUACGUGAAAACAUCACAUAAGCUUCUUACUUAUUGCCCUAAAUCAUAUAACUCUUUUCUCACACGACUCACCAUUCCGAGUUUCUUGUGGGAGGAUUCUGAGUACCACCACCAAGGGAGUUUGCAUCAUUGGCAUGGUAAAAAUCAAAUGAUCACAUUACAUACUUGCC
Messenger RNA from Triticum dicoccoides, 803 nucleotides. RefSeq lists its product as uncharacterized. The transcript is spliced from 3 exons. The record is from RefSeq and is a predicted model, not a curated record. Bases 292 to 654 code for a protein of 120 amino acids. Lineage: Eukaryota; Viridiplantae; Streptophyta; Magnoliopsida; Poales; Poaceae.